GUAAUCAUAGAUCUGUUUCACUACACUUUUUUUAUUCACUCAGAAUCCUCUCCGCCUCUGACAUGAGCCAAUGCCUAGGUGUACAGCAGCAGCACGCUGAUUUGCUUCAGUAGGAAAGUAAGGAGAAACUACUUCCAUCUUCCACCAGCAUUUUCCAACUCAUCCGUGGCAGCCAAAGAAAGCUAUCACCUAGCUUGUCUAUUUAAUACCAGCUGCUGAAUACUGCCUGCAUGACAUUUCCAAGUGGGACACGGCAAUAUCGAUACACUACAUCCAUUUCUUCACACUGCAGCAAAUAGACAUUGUAAGGCACAAGGCACCACUUACAGUUCGAUGGAUGUUAAAUAAACACGUUUCAUCCAAUUCUAUCAUAUGGAAUCUGAUAAUGAAGAGUUUUCUCCGGGGGAUAAUGAAAUGGUGAACUCACAGUCCGGUUUUGUGCACAACCAAGAGCUGUUGGCUUCGUCAAUCAUGCAGGACCAAUCAAAUUUGACAUUUUCUUCAGGAUCUCUAGAUAAUGAAUGUUCCCCCGUCAAUCAACCAGAUGAUGGAAUGCUAGAGCAAACAGGUUCUGCCUCCUCCUGUUUACACAUGGACACCUAUGGAAGCCACACCAUUGACAUUGAAAUUCAGGGGGAAAGAAAGAACUCAGAUUCUUCUAAGACUCCCAGUCUAUCAUCUCCCCAAGAACACCUCCAAAUGGGAUUCCCAAGCAAAUCCUCCCCUAGAGAGGUAUUCAGAAGUUAUAGCUGCGAUGACACAACAGAGAGGAGCUACAGCAAUUUUAUCAAGGACAGAAAUCAGUUUCAUCCGUACAAGAGGCAGUUUAGUGAUGUUUUCCCCAAUACACUUGAUUCUCUCUCACUUGUGGAGAAAACAUUCAAAGAAAUGCACAGAGUAGACACUUUUGAAGAUGUGUGCUCAUCACCUGGACCUGAACUCAUUGAGCCAUUUGUCCCACAUGUGCCGGAUAUCUCAGCAGAACAAGCAUGGUGCAAUUCAAUGCCAUACAACUCAACUCCUGAUGAAGAUUCCCAGAUUAUGUUGGGCUCAGUAGUCAAAAUAAAGUCUUCAGCUUUGCGCCAGCAAGAAAAAGAGCAAAGAAUGUACUGGUCCCAGACACAGGAGAUAUAUUGUACCCCACAAUCAUUUCCACAGUAUUCCACUGGGGGAAGUUACCCCAUGACCUACAUUUCGACAUCUCAUUACCCUUACCAAAGGAUCGCACCUCAAGCAAGUAUGGAGGCCCAGCAGCCCCUCUAUCCAAAGCCAAUUUAUUCAUACAGCAUACUAAUAUUUAUGGCCCUGAAGAACAGCAAGACGGGAAGUCUGCCUGUGAGUGAGAUUUAUAAUUUUAUGACAGAGCACUUCCCUUACUUUAAGACAGCUCCAGAUGGCUGGAAGAAUUCCGUGCGGCACAACCUCUCUCUGAACAAAUGUUUUGAAAAAGUAGAAAACAAAUCUGGAAGUUCUUCCCGUAAAGGGUGCCUAUGGGCCCUGAAUCCUGCCAAGAUUGAUAAAAUGCAGGAGGAAUUACAGAAGUGGAAAAGAAAAGAUCCAGUAUCCGUGAGAAAAAGCAUGGCAAAGCCAGAAGACCUUGAUAAGCUCAUAGGAGAGAGAACAGAAAAGUUGAGGUCUUCCCUCUUGGCACAUAGUGCCGCUGGCCUUGUGAACUCCCCCACUAUGCAAUUAUCAAUGCAGACGCCAAUGUGUGAGACAACUAUUUCCCUAGUACCUGUACCAAUACAAUCUGUGCAUGACAUUUCAGCAUCUUUGCAUGACAACACACAUCUUGCGAGGCAACAGCCACCAUGUUAUACGCCAUUACCACAUGACAUUUCCCAGAUCCCACAUGCUAUGAUCCAGCAGCCCCAUGGCAUUUCCCAUAAUCAUUUUUCAUCAUCUGAAAAUCAAAGUGACCUGAGAGCUCAACCCAUCAAUCCACAGGACUCCCCAAUCCCUGCCCACACCCCGCCACUCCAGACCAUGAAGAUGCUGUCGGAACACUCGCCAGCAAGGAUGGUGCAGGAGAACCUCACCGAAGUGGAGCUCAGUAAUGAUAUUGACAAUCUCAAUCCUUCUCUUACAGAUUUUGAUUUUCAAGGGAGCCUUUGGGAAGAGCUUAGAGAUGACAGCCUGGUUUUGGAUCCCCUAAAUCUUGUUUAUCCCUCUCCAACACCACCUCCUCCUCAAUAUUUCCUGCAUAACCCAGCCAGCAAAGGAUUCAGCAAUGGGACUGGCUCCCCCAGCAAUAACUCAAGCAUGAGUUAUGGAGACAUACAUCUCACCACUGUGUAUUCCUCAUUCGUGGAACUUGACAAGCAAAUGCCGUCGUAUCUUAGUACAUGUGGGAGCAAGCACGUCGCAAUAGUUUGACCAUAUACACAACAUCUAUACCAUCAUCUGAUAAAGAAACUUUCUGCAACCCCAGUUACAUUCACUUUACAGAUGGAAAUACCUUUGUUAAAUAAAAGACAUUUUAGUUGAGUUACAUCUGAUUGAUGUUCCUGGAAAAACAACUCUUAAUUCUGUCUUCAACAGUGAUUUUCUAAAAAACUGAUGAACUACCAAAGUAAUGCACCAAGGGCAAAAGAAUAAUAGGCCCAGCAUUUACACUGCCACAAAUGAAGACACUUCAACAGCUUAAAGAGAUGAGACAUAAAAACGUUGAUUGCUGCCUAUACAGACUGAACAUCGGCUUUUUAUUAUAGGCUUAUCCCAUUUGAUGAUGGUUAAAAAUUGCAUUUUUAUUAGAACCCUAUUAUUAUGCAUUUUUUAUUGCACCAUAUGAAUGAUUUUUGGAUUAACGAAUAGAAACAGGGCCCUUAUUUAAACAAUCAAAUUUGCAAAACUGUUUUUAAUGAAUUUACAUUGCCCAGAGCUUUGAUUUCACAUGAAUUUAAGUGUACAAAUUCAGUUUAGGUAAACAAUUAAGGGUCGAUUUAUUGACAUCUGGGUUUGUGUUUUGCCACAGUUUGAGAUUGUGUUUUUUUGCCACAAUUGCAGGUUUUCUUUGCAGGAGACACAAUUUUUUUCUCUAUAGCAUUUCUGCAGGUUUUAGGUGGCGAGAUUUCGAUUUUUUCACAUUUUGUUAAAAAUAAGGAUGAUGUUUUUAUCUUGGCAUGAACACAAACAUGAAAAUUAAUAAAUCAGCCCCUUAGGAUUCAGCCAAAUCCAGAUCCUGGAAAAAAGUGCCAGCAUUUGGCCGAAGCCUGGAUUCAGUAUAUGCCUAAUUAGUAUUUGUAAUCAUGGAUAUUGCUUUAUUGCUAAUAAUGUAGC
Xenopus laevis (African clawed frog) is the source of this 3279-nucleotide messenger RNA. RefSeq names its product forkhead box N1 L homeolog (gene foxn1.L). The record is from RefSeq and is a predicted model, not a curated record. Lineage: Eukaryota; Metazoa; Chordata; Amphibia; Anura; Pipidae. The coding region runs from base 373 to 2376 and encodes 667 amino acids. The transcript has 10 exons.